Molecule: messenger RNA, 1107 nt
Organism: Adineta steineri
Lineage: Eukaryota; Metazoa; Rotifera; Eurotatoria; Adinetida; Adinetidae
Source: the annotation of a GenBank genome assembly
AUGAACAAUACAGACGACGAUACCGAAAUUCUUCAAACAUUUGCAAGUCGAUUAUUUUGGCUUAUUUUCUUCUGUCCAUUUUCUGUCAUAUCAUUAUUUUUCUUCUACUUUUAUUUUUAUCAUAUUUGUCGACACUAUAAAGUAUUAUUUCGAAAAAUAAAUAAUCAUACCCUUUUAUGUCUAUUAAUUACUGGUUAUCUAGUAGUUCAAACUGAAUUACCAAUGACAAUUGGUUUUCUUAUAAGAAAUCGAGUUCUAAUAGAAACAAAAAGGUUUUGUAUAUUUUGGAAUUAUUGGUAUUAUGUUUGGACUACUAUGUCAAUUCAAUUUACAAUGUUAACAUCUAUUAAUCGAUAUUUACUUAUAUUUCAUAAAGCAUUUCUAAUGAAAUAUAAACUAUACUGUCAUUUUUUACCCAUGAUUUGUAUUUGGUUAUAUUUACCUUGUCUUCAUUUAUAUUUUAUUGUAUUUUUUCCUUAUAGUAAUACUACAUUUGAUUAUUCUAAAGUAUGGUGUAAUGGGCCACAGUUUUUACUUGUUACCUUUUAUGUUACCUGGGACGAUCUUUUUGAUACAUUUCUACCAACUGCUAUAACAGUGCUUUUCAAUCUUAUUAUAAUCGUAAGAGUUAGUUGUUUAAAAAGACUUUCAGCCAAUACAGCAAGUAAAUGGAGGAAAAAUCGUCGAAUGAUUCUGCAGUUGACAGCAAUUUGUUGUUCACAACUUAUUGCUAGUUUACCUUAUUGUAUUGUUACUUUAGGCGAAACUUAUGGUUCAUCAACAUUUGCUUUAGAUAUUUAUACACAAGUAUUAAUUUAUACAUUCUACGUUCCAAGUCUUUUUUCACCUCUUUUUGUAAUGGUUACAUUGCCAAAAGAUAUAAGAGACAAAGUACCAGUUAUUUCGAAAUGUCGGAAGAAGAAACCAAAUACUCUUAGUGUUUUACGAAGAUUGUCAGCUGUCGAUGCUAAUCCUACAAUAAAAGAUCAGCUCCAAUCAAGAAAUACAAGUGUACCGAAUCGAACUCAAACUGCAUUUUCUAAGAUGCGCUCGCAUCGAACUGCACCCGAAACAAUUCUUGAAACACAAGCACAGAAGAAUAAUUAA